UAACUUCCAAAACGUAAGACGUCAUCUAAAAUCAAAACACGACAAUCAAAUUUGAUUUUGGUAAAAUAAUUAAAGUAAAUACGUAUUUAAUAUUAAUAAGUUAGGAAGUCGGGGCUCUACGCCAAUUUUUAAAAUGCCACAGAGUGAUAGUGAAGAUUUUGAGAGUGCAGACGAGGGACAUUCAAAUGCUACAAGAAAAGAAAGAAAAAAACGCAAUUCCUCCUCCAACUACAGUGAUAAUUUAGAUUCCGACUUUGAACAACAUAAACCUCAACCUCAAGAGUCAAAAGCUACCAAAAAAGUUGCAACAACAGAUGGUUGGGAUGAUUUUGAUUUAGACGAGUCUGAAACAGUAAAAGGAACACAUUUAAAGUUUGAAAAUGAUAAACCUAAACCAAGUUCAGCUCAAGAUACUGGUUGGGAUGAUUUUGGUGACUGGGGUGAAAGUGAUACUGUGAAAAGUGGAGAGAUUAAACAAAAUAAAACUUUAGAGCUUAGUAAUAAUGCACAAAAACAAAGCCAGCCAACACAGCAAACAACUAAAGAAACAGAAAAAGAAAUGAAAAGUGAUGGAUGGGGGUGGGGUUGGGGGGUUGACUCACUUCUUAGCACAGCCACCGCAGGAAUCAGCACCAUAACUAGUCAAGUUUCACAGGGUAUUACAACUGUUCUUGAAACUGGUAUUGGUGCCCCAAAUCCAGAAGAAUUAGCUCGAAUGACUAAAGAAAAGGCAAAGAUUGUAGAGACUGAGAUUUCAGAAGAAAAGCAAGAAGUGACUGAUACAACCUUUCAGUUUGGGAGUCUUUUAUCAGGUGUUACUAAAUUCGUUGAGAAUACUGGUACAAAAGUAAUCUCAGGCGGUUUAGAUACUCUAGAGGUUAUUGGUAAAAAAACAAUGGAGGUCCUUCAAGAUGGAGACCCCGGAUUGGUCAAGAAACGGGCAAUGCUUGGUCUUGAAACUGAGAAGCCUAUACUCUCCCAAAUACUAAGAGAGGCAAAGGAAAGGGGAGAUGAGGAAGAUAAAAUGAAGGAAGCCAAACGGGAAGCAAAGGAGGUCCAUUAUGAGUCGCUGUUUGAUGAUUUUCAAGGUUUAGUUCACUUAGAAGCACUAGAAAUGCUCUCGCGUCAGGUGAGCAUGCGUAUAGAGGAGCGUCUGCGUAGCUCCGAACCCGAGAAGAGACAAGAUAUCAAAGAAACAUUACAGCAAGUUGCAGAACUCUUUGAGAUGCCAGAGGAUGAAGAGGAUGAUGAUUACGAGGAAUCUGGUGAUCUGUCGAAAGAGGAUGUGUUCCACGAACGUUUGCAGAGGGCAACGAGGGAUAUCGGUCUGAAAAUGCAGUUCCAACCGCUUAUAAAACAAUACACGGAAACCUUAAACUGGCUGGAUUCCAAUGAGCCGAACGAGAAGGCGAUUUAUAAACGCGCCGUUAGCGCGCUUGCGCACGCGACGGCGUGUUGCGUGGAGUUGUAUCACAAAACCGGCGAAAUGCUGCUCGUAAAGCCAAGAAGAUCUACCGCUGAUGAGGCAGAUGCUUUAACUCAAUUAACCGUAGUUUUGACGAAACACGUCAGCGAGUUGGCGAAAAUGUUUACCGAAGAGUUAAGCAAGAAGCAGGCAGAAGAUAAGGAAAUUGUAAACAACUAUAUUACCAAUGUUUUCUUGGAGGCUGAAAACAGUUCAAAGUACAUACAAAACGCAUUCCAGUUAACCUUGCCUAUUAUACAAGUUGGUGCUGUUUAGUCUAAAUGCUAUGUAAUAAAAACCCAGUGAAUCGUAUUUAAUAAGGCUGAAGGAAGGAUGGUCAGACCUAAGCAUCUUUGACCCAGUCUAACCGACUGUUCCGAAACCCCAAGUGGUGGGUGGUUUUUUUGGGAAUGGGAUCUAGCUGUUAUCCUUCACUCUUGCACAUGGGCGUCUCAUGCGAGCUCGGAUCUUGGCUUGGGGUGUCAAUCGCCUGAAGGGUCCCCUGCUGAAGGCGGGCUAUCUCCUCUGAUUGACUGUAUUCUAAAGGUUAUGGACAGGAAGUAUAUAUGCUCAGCGGGAAAUACUUUGAUAGCGCGUUUUAGGCUAUGACGUCAUCGCUGUGAUUGUAACUAUGUAUUGUAGAUGUCGCUACAAAUUCUUAUAAUGGUAUUGAGUACAAAUGCAUUUUAUAUGAAAGCAGUCUUGAUUUGACGUUAAUCACAGGGUUUUUGUUACGGAGUAAAAUAUAUGAUAAAUUUAUUUAAUUGUUUUUGUAUAUUGAAUUGCUUAUAAAUAAACUACGAUGCGUU
Pieris rapae (cabbage white) is the source of this 2274-nucleotide messenger RNA. Its product is annotated as protein FAM114A2. The record is from RefSeq and is a predicted model, not a curated record. The coding region runs from base 134 to 1741 and encodes 535 amino acids. Lineage: Eukaryota; Metazoa; Arthropoda; Insecta; Lepidoptera; Pieridae. The transcript is spliced from 10 exons.